AAUAAUGUAUUUAAUUGACUGACAAUUGAUUGCUAUUUGAAUAUCUCUUUAACCAAAAGUCUUAUUUUAUUUUAGUCUUUAUUAUCAAAUCCGUGACAAAUGUCUGGAGAUGACAAACGUUUGAAAGCAAUGGCAAACCAGAGUUUGACUGAAUCCGGAGAAAAGGAUCGUUUGAUACAAUUGUUACGAACAAGACUUCUGGAGUGCGGAUGGAGGGAUCAGGUGGUGAUGCAGUGUAAAGAUGUUGUUCGUGAUGUUGGCGUUGAAAAUAUUACUAUUGACCAACUGAUCCAAGAGGUGACACCUAAAGCCCGACAAUCAAUUCCCGAUUCUGUGAAACGAGAAUUGCUUCAAAAAAUUAAGACAUCAUUGACUAACCAACUGUCAGCCAAUCAUAAGUAAAUUACUAAUUCAUUAAAAGUGCCGCAUAUUUGUUGAUUCAUUAACUUUUUAAGACAAUUACUGUAUUUAUAUUAAAAAACAAUAAAUUUGUUUAUUUAAAAUCUCAUAAUAAAAAACUAAAAUUUUAGUAUUUACAGUCGGCAUCUGAUUUAAAGACUCGAAGAGAUUUAUUUGAGGAACCGUUCAUAUAAUGAAUGCAAUGACCAUUGGGUUGUCAUUCGAUGGUUUGUCUAAUGAUUACAACUAUUUGAUUACAUUUCGAUUAAUAAAAAAAUAUAAAACAAUAUCAAAUCUAUAUUAGAAAUGCAUUAUUACUGGUAGUUA
Messenger RNA from Oppia nitens, 726 nucleotides. Its product is annotated as transcription and mRNA export factor ENY2-like. The record is from RefSeq and is a predicted model, not a curated record. Gene Ontology annotation, cellular component: DUBm complex; nuclear pore; SAGA complex. NCBI's taxonomy places the organism in Eukaryota, Metazoa, Arthropoda, Arachnida, Sarcoptiformes, Oppiidae. The transcript has 2 exons. Bases 100 to 402 code for a protein of 100 amino acids. Gene Ontology annotation, molecular function: transcription coactivator activity; chromatin binding. Gene Ontology annotation, biological process: positive regulation of DNA-templated transcription; regulation of transcription by RNA polymerase II; poly(A)+ mRNA export from nucleus.